CGAAAGUACAUUUAACGGAUAUACGACAGUGACUGACAGUUCCGUAUGACUGAGAUUGAGGAAACAGUUCUAUUGAUAGAACACAGCACGAGCGACAUUGUGUUUGCAAAUUGGAUAAGAAUAGUGCAUAAAAAUCAGUUAUGUGUUUCCACAACGCGAUCUGCGAUUGUCAUUCAAUUUGUAAAAAAGAAUUGAAUCAAGAAUGGAGUAAUGUGUAAUGUUUUAAUAUUCACCGCAUGGAUUCGGUUAACUUAUCUGUAUUGUGAUUAACUUGUAAAAUUGAGUUAAUUUGGAAAUUACCACUGUCACUGUUUUAUACUGUCAAUUUCAUAUGUCAGCUAAAGUUUUAGGUGCACAAUGAUUAAUUCAAUAUAAGAAAUGGCAAAUCUUCCAGAAAGCAGCAAUAAUUUUGCUGGAACUAUUCAAAAUCUGCCUGAUUUUGUACAGAAAUUAACAGCUGAUUCAAUCACUCCCGGGAGGAUGUCCGUGCUAAAUGACAGUUACGGGACAAUUACAGGUGUUGGUGGUAGCCUGUCUGAAGGUCUGUCAAUGGCCUCAGGCAGUGGACUAAUGUUACCUGUCAGUGCAGUUCCUACACCAGUAUUGGAUACUGUCAAAAUUAAAAGUGAACCAUCUUUUGGUGAUGAUGUCAAAUCAAAGAUUAAAGUUGAAGAGAGUAGUAUUCAAGCUGCGGAUUCCAACAGUCCGAAACAACCAUUUGUACCUUGUAAAGUAUGCGGUGAUAGAGCAUCAGGAUACCACUAUGGUGUGACAUCAUGUGAAGGUUGCAAG
Ruditapes philippinarum (Manila clam) is the source of this 792-nucleotide messenger RNA. Its product is annotated as retinoic acid receptor alpha-like. Lineage: Eukaryota; Metazoa; Mollusca; Bivalvia; Venerida; Veneridae. The record is from RefSeq and is a predicted model, not a curated record. Gene Ontology annotation, molecular function: DNA-binding transcription factor activity; zinc ion binding; sequence-specific DNA binding. Gene Ontology annotation, biological process: regulation of DNA-templated transcription.